Agrilus planipennis (emerald ash borer) is the source of this 2339-nucleotide messenger RNA. Its product is annotated as kinesin-like protein KIF14. Gene Ontology annotation, molecular function: ATP binding; microtubule binding; microtubule motor activity. The transcript has 2 exons. The record is from RefSeq and is a predicted model, not a curated record. Gene Ontology annotation, cellular component: microtubule; kinesin complex. Gene Ontology annotation, biological process: microtubule-based movement. Bases 80 to 2161 code for a protein of 693 amino acids. NCBI's taxonomy places the organism in Eukaryota, Metazoa, Arthropoda, Insecta, Coleoptera, Buprestidae.
UGGUGACGUUAAAAGUCGUUAUUCGUAGCUUAUGAAGAUUUUAUCACUUUUGAAUAAAAUACUUAUUUAAUAAAACCUCAUGGCUUUACCAUCUAUUUCGGGAACCCCAAGAAGUCAUCUUUCAACUCCAAAAAGUUUAAUCAACAAACGUUUAGCAGCAGAAACACCAGAAUGUUUUACUUCUGUCACUGUAGAAACUCCUGUUGCAUCCAAAAGAAAAAACAGCAAAGACAGUUACGAUGAAUUAAGCAAUUUAACAGUAGCCGUGCGUGUUAGGCCUAUGAAUUCGAAAGAACUGAGUCAUGUUGGAGCUUCAAUGAUUGUUAGAGUUCAAAAAAAUGAACUGCUUAUUCGAUCGGUCCCUGUCGGUGCUAUUAGUGUGGGUACUGAUCAUUUGUUUCAAUAUGAUCACGUCUUUUGGUCGUGUGAUAAAACUGGCUUAAAUUAUGCCUCACAGGAAGACGUAUUCAGUUCUCUUGGCAGACCUUUACUUGCCAAUGCUUUUCAAGGCUACAAUGCAUGUUUAUUUGCUUAUGGCCAAACUGGCAGUGGUAAAAGCUACAGUAUGAUGGGACCCGAGAAUGACGCAGACUCCAGUGAAAAUGCUGGAAUAAUUCCACGAUUUUGCAGACAAUUAUUUUUACAAAUUGCUGAACUGUCUUCUUCACACAUUGCUAAUGUGGAGGUCAGUUAUUUUGAAAUAUAUAACGAAAAAAUCCACGAUUUAUUAGCCCCCGAAAAUGGCAAACCACGUAAAGCGCGUCCUGCCUUAAAAGUUCGAGAACACCCAGUUUGGGGCCCUUAUGUUGUUAACUUGAGUGUUCAUGUAGUACAAACUUAUGAAGAAUUGCGUUCAUGGCUUUUGCGUGGUAACAAAAACAGGGCUACUGCGGCCACUGUAAUGAACGAGAAGUCUUCGAGAUCUCACAGUAUUUUUUCAAUUGAAUUAAGCCUUAGUGAAAAAAAUAAAGAGGAUAAAUCUAGUAGGCGUAGUAAAGUCAGUUUGGUGGAUUUAGCUGGAAGUGAAAGAUUAGGAAGUAGUUACAAUUGUGAAGAGAAAAUGAAACAAGGAGUUAGUAUAAAUAAAUCUCUUCUUACACUUGGAAAAGUUAUAUCAGCUCUUGCAGAACAACGAAAAGGUGUUCAGUUUGUACCUUAUAGGGAAUCAGUUCUUACCUGGUUACUAAGAGAAAGCCUUGGAGGAAAUUCGCAUACAACGAUGUUGGCUACAAUAUCACCAUCUAAUGCCCAUUCCGACGAAACCUUGUCUACUCUACGCUAUGCUUGUCAAGCUCGAUCAAUUGUUAAUCGAGCCAGAGUGAAUGAAGAUCCCAACGACCGACUCAUUCGUGAAUUACGAGCAGAAGUCGAACGUCUUCGAGCCUUAAGGUUGGAUUAUGAGAGAAGCAGCUCAUCCACUUCUAGUAUAAUACAAAUCGACGACGAUUCUAUUUCUUCAGAAUCCGGUCAAGAACUUAAAAAAUUAAAACGACAACUGAUGUAUACAGAAGAAAAGUUAUUGAAGGCCCAGCAUGAAUGGGAACAGAGAUUUAUGGAGACGAAGGAGCAGCAAAUGAAAGAAUUACUAGAAGUCGAAAAGGAAAAAGAAGAAUUAGAGUCUCAUGUUAGGGUUUUGUCUAAUGUUAACACAAAUGUAGACUUAUCUCCCUAUCAAACCAAUUUUCUUGACGAACUUGAAGACAUUUUAACAUUAGACAAAGUUGAAGACCAAAGGAUUAAAACUUUAAAAGGAUUGUGUAACUCAAAACAAGAAUAUGAUUACGAAAUUUCAUCAAGUCCUUUAGAAAAAACACUUUAUAUUGUAGAUCGAAGAAAUAAUAUGAAAACUUCUUGUCCUGUAAAUGAAAUAGAAAAUGUUACAGAUGAAGACCAAUUUAACAAAAUAAUUGAAGGUCUUAAUUGGAUUAAUAUUGAAUGUGAGAAAAAAAUUAGUAAAAGACUUUCAAGAAGUGACGUUUAUGGACCUCUGAAACAAAUUUACGACGCUCUUAAUGCUCUCAAGUUUGUCACUGAGGACGACGAAAGUACGCGUUUAGCUUUUGCUAAAUUUAGCAAAUCGUUUCAAGUAUUUGAAACUGCUCUUCAGAAUAAAUUGAGCAAGACAAAUGGUGGACAGAAAGCCGUUUGCUUCAGACUUUAAGCAUUUUAAAUUUUAUACUUCAUUAAUUUAAUGUUUUAAAUCUUUUCAAGUUUGUAAAUUUUAUAAAAAAAGUACGUGAGCCACAGAAAUAACUUAUUCGUGUUACCAUUUCUUUUUUAUAUUCGAAUGUACAUAUAAAAUGAAUUUUAGUUAAAUGCAUUAUACAUAAAAUAAGCAA